UUCCCCUCCCCCACCCGCAUCCUCCUCCUCCGGUACCCUCUCCCUCUCUGUCCUCUUAUCAAGUCCUCUCCUCCUGUCUCGCUUCCAACCCUCCAGCCAGCUUGCUCCCGCUCCCUUUCCCGGAUCUUCCCUCUCCCCAGUCUCUCCCCAUUUCCCCCAGUCUCAUUUAACUCCCUUUCUCCCUCCGUCUGGUCUGACUCGCCUGCCCCAUCCCGUCCCCGCCCUGUCCCUUUUGUGCCCCUUUUUCUUUUUCUCUCUCCUUCCCCGGCUUGGUGUCCCUGCUCCACCUCCAACUCCCUUCAGCCCGGCCUCCCUGUCCCCUCACGGCCACCUGCCUCCCUGCCCGAGGCCUGAGCCACCAUGCUGACCCCAAUGGUGGCUGGGGGGGUGGUGUUCCCCGGACUCUUCCUCCUCUCCAAGAACACGCUCCAGCGGCUGCCCCAGCUGCGCUGGGAGGAGGCCGACGCGGUCAUUGUCUCAGCCAGGCUAGUGUCCUCUGUCCAAGCUGUCAUGGCCUCCACAGCUGGCUACAUCGUCUCCACCUCCUGCAAGCACAUCAUUGAUGACCAACACUGGCUUUCCUCUGCCUACACGCAAUUUGCAGUGCCCUACUUCAUCUAUGACAUCUACGCCAUGUUCCUGUGUCAUUGGCACAAGCACCAGGUCAAGGGGCAUGGAGGGGAUGAAGGGGGGGCCCGAGCUCCGGGCAGCACCUGGGCCGUGGCGCGCGGCUAUCUGCACAAGGAGUUCCUCAUGGUGCUCCACCACGCCGUCAUGGUGCUCGUAUGCUUCCCGCUGUCUGUGGUGUGGCGUCAAGGCAAGGGAGAUUUCUUUCUAGGCUGUUUGCUGAUGGCUGAGGUCAGCACCCCCUUCGUCUGCCUUGGCAAGAUCCUCAUCCAGUAUAAGCAGCAGCACACUCUGCUGCACAAGGUGAACGGGGCCCUGAUGCUCAUCAGCUUCCUCUGCUGCCGGGUGCUGCUCUUCCCCUACCUGUACUGGGCCUACGGGCGGCACGCCGGCCUGCCUCUGCUUGCGGUGCCUCUCGCCAUCCCGGUGCACGUCAACCUGGGCGCCGCGCUGCUCCUGGCCCCCCAGCUCUACUGGUUCUUCCUCAUCUGCCGUGGGGCCUGUCGCCUCUUCCGGCCCCGGGGCUCCCCGCCUCGGUCUCCGUGUCAGACCCAGGACUGAGGGUGGGGCCAGGGACCCGCCCCACCCCGCCCCUUGGGGACUGGGCUCUGGGGCUGCCACGCACUGGGUGGGAGCCAGGGGCCUCUUGCCCUGACAGCCCCUAACAGAUGGACUCCAGGGGGGGUGGGACAUCUCCCCUCAGGGGCAGAGGGGCAGGGAUCAGGUGAAAAGGCAGGCAGGGAGGGGGAGCCUCUUCCCCCAGCAGUGCCUGAGCUGAAGGUAGCAAACCCCUUCCUGCGCACCCUUUCUCCCAUUACCAACCCUGGGGCCCUGGGGAAGCAAAGGACAGAGGAAGGGCUAGAGGGCCAUGGGGAGACUGACUCAAGGGGACUGGGACUCAGAGAAUGUAGGGGAGGCCUGUCACCAAGGCCAUCCCAGCCCCCUGCUGCAGACUCCUCUCGGUUCCCCACCAUCCAGGAGGGAGGGGGACACCCUAACUCACCCCCCUCCCCCGCAGGCCUUGCUUGGGGCUAGCUGCCUCCACUGCUCCUCGGGGAGGCCAGCCUGAGGAAUCUUAUUUAUUUUAUUUAUUUGCCCAAAUUCAUACUAAUUUGUGGGGGUGGGGGGAGGGAGGUGGCUGCUACCCCCAACCUUCCCAGUGUUGAGCAAUCCCAGGGGCAGGUGAGGGGUGCCCCAUCCCUUCCCAAUUAGGCUGCACAUCUUGCCCUCAGGCCCUGGCAUGUCCCUGGUGCUACAGACCUCUCAAGGCUUCCUCCAGUCUGGGGUCAGGGGACCCUGGGAGGUGCUUUACAGACCGCUAAUAAAGACGAUCUGAUCUGCGUGA
Messenger RNA from Nyctereutes procyonoides (raccoon dog), 1972 nucleotides. RefSeq names its product TLC domain containing 3B (gene TLCD3B). The record is from RefSeq and is a predicted model, not a curated record. NCBI's taxonomy places the organism in Eukaryota, Metazoa, Chordata, Mammalia, Carnivora, Canidae. Gene Ontology annotation, cellular component: endoplasmic reticulum; membrane. Gene Ontology annotation, molecular function: sphingosine N-acyltransferase activity. Gene Ontology annotation, biological process: lipid homeostasis; ceramide biosynthetic process. Bases 361 to 1188 code for a protein of 275 amino acids. The transcript has 5 exons.